Messenger RNA from Pogona vitticeps (central bearded dragon), 2638 nucleotides. RefSeq names its product hydroxyacylglutathione hydrolase (gene HAGH). Lineage: Eukaryota; Metazoa; Chordata; Lepidosauria; Squamata; Agamidae. Gene Ontology annotation, molecular function: hydroxyacylglutathione hydrolase activity. Gene Ontology annotation, biological process: glutathione metabolic process. The record is from RefSeq and is a predicted model, not a curated record. Gene Ontology annotation, cellular component: mitochondrion.
CUCCUCCGGAGCCCCGGCUCUCCCUCCAUUGGCUGUCGCCGGCGCUGGAAGCGGGUCAGGGAGGAAAGGCGGCGGAGGAAGGCAGGCAGGCAGGCAGGAAGGGGCCGGGCUCUCCGGGGCUUGGGCAGCAGCAGCAACCGGGGGAGACCCAGCCGAGCGAGGAGGCUCGGAUCAUGGUCGGCGGGGGAGGGAGCUGGCUGGGCGCCGCUUUCCUCUCCCUGGGGCUCCGGACCGGUCUACCGCAUCUUCGGGCGAGCUUCCUCCACACGGAGUUUGAAAGAAGACCCUCUAAGGUCAUCUCGCAGGCCAACAUGAAGGUGGAGCUCCUUCCUGCCCUGACAGACAACUACAUGUACCUCCUCAUUGACGAGGAGACCAAGCAGGCUGCCAUCGUGGAUCCGGUGCAGCCCCAAAAGGUUGUGGAUGCCGCCAGAAAGCAUGGGGUGAAACUGACCACAGUUCUUACCACCCAUCACCACUGGGACCAUGCCGGUGGCAAUGAGAAACUGGUAAAGAUGGAGCCGGGGUUACAAGUGUACGGGGGAGAUAGCAGGGUUGGAGCCCUCACCCAGAAAGUCUCUCAUCUUAUGUCAUUUCAGGUGGGGUCCCUCCACGUGAAAUGCCUGGCUACCCCUUGCCACACCUCUGGACACAUCUGCUAUUUUGUGACGAAGCCGAAUAGCUCCGAGCCACCGGCGGUGUUCACAGGUGACACCCUUUUUGUGUCUGGCUGUGGCAAGUUCUUUGAAGGGACUUCGGAAGAAAUGUACAGAGCCCUGAUCGAGAUCUUGGGGCGUCUUCCUCCAGAAACGAGAGUCUACUGCGGACACGAAUACACCAUCAACAAUUUGAAGUUUGCUCGGCACGUGGAGCCCAGCAACGGCGCCAUCCAGCGGAAGCUGUCAUGGGCGAAGGCAAAAUACGAUGGUGGCGAACCAACCAUUCCCUCAACGAUCGGGGAAGAGUUCACGUACAAUCCAUUCAUGAGAGUCAGAGAGCCUGCCGUCCAACAGCACGUCAAGGAAACCGAUCCCAUACGGACAAUGGGAGCCCUCCGGAAAGAGAAGGACAACUUCAGAGUGCCAAAAGAUUGAAAGGUGUUCCCAGACAUGCCACUGCUUUGCUUUUUUUCCCUCCCCCUGUAGUCUAUUCAGUUAAAUUUUACCACUCUGUUCUGUUGAAAUUAUCCAUGUUAAGGGUUCCCUUGCUAUUCUUUUCUCUUAAUAGGAAAGAGAAGGAACACAGCAGCAACAGAUCAGACAAAGCGCUUUGCUCUUCUGGGAAAUGUUUGACUUGCUGUUUAAAAGAGGCUAAGAUCUCAUGAUAUCUGUAACCCUAGCAUUCAGUGGAUUAGUAAACAGUUUAGGGUUUGGGGUUGGUACGUGGAACUCCUGUAGAAGGGGUCACUCCAGGGCGUGGGGAGUUGCUUUAGUUCUGGAUGAAUCUGGGAACACUUUGGAUAACUUGAGCACCAUGGGGCCCAGCCUUGGGUCCCCAGAUAUUCUUGGACUAAAACUCCCAAACUCCUUCACACUAGCUAUGCUGGCCAGGAUUUCUGGGAGUCGUAGUCCAAGAAUCUCCGGGGACCCAAGGUUGGGGACCAUUGCCUGAGAAGCCAAACAGAGGUUGUGUUCCUACCCAACUCUGAUUGAAAAGGAAGCGGAUCGUUACAGAACCAAUAGAAGACGCCACCACCUCCCGAGAUCACCUUGUCCCUUUAUCCCCAAUGUCAACACUGUGCAGCUUCUGACAGUCACCUCAUUUCUUAAGGCACAUCCGCACUGCACUUUUUGAAAACAGAUUUUCAACCCUUUCCACUGUCAUGGCUUCCCCUCUAAGGAAUGCUGGGGAAAGUAGCUCUCAAAGCUGACUAGAAUUUCUUACCAGAUUUUCUUCUUCUACAGUCCCCAGCAUUCUUUGUCAGGGAGCAGAGGGGCAGUGGCAGUGCCAACGGGUUUUCCAGGUGAUUUAAAUUCAGAUGUCCCUGCUUCUCACACCCUCGUACCUGCUUUCUAGCUGACAAAGCAUGGGGCUGCCUAGAAACCCUUAAGUAUGGACAUGCCACUUCUUUAGCUUGCUUGAAUCCCUGUUGAUUUCAGCUGCUGUGUGUUUGUACAUAUAUAUAUGAAAAAAGAUAAUAUAUAUUCCUACAAAAAGAGAUGAAUGAACAGGUCCAGAGUUAGGGGCUGGAAACGUAACUGGCUUCAGUUGGUUUGAAAGCUUCAGUGGCUCCUUUUCCCCGCAUAGAAUGCCUGCCAGUUGAAGUCUUAGGAACAUACUCGGGAUCUCUGAGCACAAAAAUUCACAGUAUUUCAGAAAAAAAAAAUCCUUCAAGGAGGGAAGGCACCUAUGUCGCCUCCUUUGGAGUAGCCUCGCUUACUACCUGCAAGAUGAUGGUGUGGGGUAGGACGAUGGGUAGGAGAGUUUUCCGAUCCUCCCCUCAACCGUUUGAAAUAGCAACGACCAAGAUGAUAAAAUGGUUUUGUCCUCUUUGACCUAGAAAGAUCCUGCUUCUCUUCCUUCCCCCCAAUGCCUUAAUGCACCCACCAUCUGGCAGUUCUAAAUUGUGUCAGAGCCUGUAGUUCACCUAAAUGUCCUGCUCGGCGGAUCAAUAAACAUCUCUUGCACUAAACCACAA